AUGUCGUUGUGCCAGAAUCGUUUGCAGGAGGAGCGGAAGCAGUGGCGCAAGGACCAUCCGUUUGGCUUCUAUGCCCGGCCCCAGAAGAACUCUCAGGGUGUACUUGACCUCAAGAUUUGGGAAUGUGGGAUUCCUGGCAAGGAGAAGACCAUCUGGGAGGGCGGCCUGUUCAAGCUGGUGGUAACGUUUCCCGAUGAAUAUCCCACGAAGCCCCCCAAGUGCAAGUUCGUACCACCGCUGUUCCACCCCAACGUCUACCCCUCUGGGACGGUUUGCCUCUCUAUCUUGAACGAGGAGGAAGCGUGGAAGCCGGCGAUUACGAUCAAACAAAUCCUCCUUGGUGUCCAGGACCUCCUCGACGACCCCAACCCGGAGUCCCCGGCUCAGGCAGAGGCGUACAACAUGUUCAAGCGGGACCGCGUGCAGUACGAGAGGCGCAUCAAGCAGAUCGUGCGGGAGAACGCCGCGCCGUAG
Molecule: messenger RNA, 474 nt
Organism: Chaetomium globosum CBS 148.51
Lineage: Eukaryota; Fungi; Ascomycota; Sordariomycetes; Sordariales; Chaetomiaceae
Exons: 4
Coding region: 1-474 (157 amino acids)
Biological process (GO): protein sumoylation
Cellular component (GO): nucleus
Molecular function (GO): SUMO conjugating enzyme activity
Source: RefSeq, a predicted model, not a curated record